ACAAGUUUCAAUCACCUUUUCACAUAACGCAACAUUGGAAACCUUAGUGCUGGUCGCACUUUUGACCUUCUCGAUUUUCUCAGAUAUUUUUCUGAGCGAAUUAAGCUCCGGAAACUCAAAAUUUGGUUCACUCUCUUUCCGUUGAUUUCCCUUUUUCCCUACAUUUUCGCGUUUAGCGUCAGUCACAAGUUUGGUUUUGGGCACCGGCAGCUCGGUAUUCCGCACAAGAGUCACCUUGGUUUCGUUUUUCUUAAAUUUACUCAUGAUUGUUUACCCCUAAUUCAAAUUUGUGAGGUUAUGUCUGCCCAAAAGUGAGGUUAUACAAGAUGAGUCUUGAACCAACUGGCGAUAUUUUGGACCAGUAUCACACGAUUUCGAGCAAACUGAAAAAGCGCUUCCUGCGUAAGCCAAACGUUACAGAAGCCUGCGAGUCGUUCAGUUCGUUGGGGAAACAAUGCGAAGCCUCAGAACUGCCAGCUUAUGCCGGAAUGUGCUGGAUUUCGUCAGCAAGGUGCGAGGGGUCUUUGGGGAACACCCCAGGUGAGGCGUCUUGUUUGACGCGAGCCGCGCGCCAGUUUUUAUCAGCUGAGACGAAAGACCACGAGUUGGGGUGCCCCAGCCCUUGUCAGGAGAACCUGGAGGCUGCUGUGGGUUGUUUUGCUUAUGCGGCGAGUCGCUACCCGGAAGACUGCCCUAUUCCCGUGGGACUCAACCUCGAAUUGGUUGAUUUUUUGAAAAAAGUUGACAGGGAGUGCGAUGUUGAAAAGCAUUUACAAAAUACAGUUGAAUUAUCAAAGGAUAAUUUAGACACUAAAAUUUUUUGUUUGGAAUUGCUAGCGUCCCAUUAUAUAGAAAGUCGCGACUACACAGGAGCGCUAAACACCUUUAAUGAUAUUGCUUCGAUUGUUGAAACGUUGCCUCUGAAUGGGGCACGAGCUGAGACCAUGUUGAAAUGUGAAGUUAGUCGAGUCUUGCUCUUGUUGAUUUUGAGGCCUGCGCCCCAAAAACUGUCGCCGAAUUUGGCCAAGUUACUCGAAAAGUACACAUGGGGGGACCAAAGUGAUAAAGCUUUAAAAGCUUGUGGGAUGUCUCAAAGGAUGUUUAUUUUACUGCAGUCGCUUGUUGCCGCUUGUCAGUCGUUAGAUACUUCGAAUCUUGAUCAUUUAGAAAGCGAGUUGUGGAAAAUGGUUGGGAAAGAAGAACGGGAAUUGCUUAGAAUUUUGGUACAAAUUUACCUUGAGCUGUAAUUGUACAAAUUAAUGAAAUAAAUGUUGGUUUCUAAUGA
Molecule: messenger RNA, 1285 nt
Organism: Tribolium castaneum (red flour beetle)
Lineage: Eukaryota; Metazoa; Arthropoda; Insecta; Coleoptera; Tenebrionidae
Gene: Hap40
Product: Huntingtin-associated protein 40 kDa
Exons: 3
Coding region: 327-1247 (306 amino acids)
Biological process (GO): vesicle cytoskeletal trafficking
Cellular component (GO): early endosome
Molecular function (GO): protein binding
Source: RefSeq, a predicted model, not a curated record